Messenger RNA from Gossypium raimondii (Peruvian cotton), 1582 nucleotides. RefSeq names its product COP9 signalosome complex subunit 3. Gene Ontology annotation, cellular component: COP9 signalosome. Lineage: Eukaryota; Viridiplantae; Streptophyta; Magnoliopsida; Malvales; Malvaceae. The transcript has 11 exons. Bases 96 to 1370 code for a protein of 424 amino acids. The record is from RefSeq and is a predicted model, not a curated record. Gene Ontology annotation, biological process: ubiquitin-dependent protein catabolic process.
AAAAGGGAAAAAAGGUUUAAAUACACUAAGUCCGGCAGCUGGAUAAUCCAGUUUUGGUUUUUGAUUUGAUCAUCUAUCUCGGCCGCGAGACAAGGAUGAAUUCAGUGGAAGGUUUACUGACUCAAAUCCAGGGGCUAUCAAGCACCGCCUCCGAUGUUUUAUCCCUACAAAAUGUGCUUAAACAAGCUGAUGAGUCGCUCCAUGCCGAGUCCACUCGGUUGUUGCCUUUUCUCGACCAACUCGACCCUUCCAAACACUCUCUCGGUUACCUCUAUUUCCUAGAGGCUUGCACUGCUGGUCCAGUUACAACAGAAUCAGCUAGUUCAUUUGUGUUAGUCAUUGCCAGAUUUAUCAGUUCAUGUGUUGCUGAGCAAAUACGCUUGGCUCCUGAUAAGUUUAUAUCUGUUUGUAAGAGGUUCAAGGACCAAGUUCUGUUGCUUGAGGAACCCUUGCGUGGCGUGGCUCCAAUGCUGACUGCUGUUCGGAAGCUUCAGUCUUCGACUGAACAUUUGACUACUUUACAUCCCGAGUUUCUUUUACUUUGUUUGUUAGCAAAGUGUUACAAAACCGGUCUCUCCAUUCUGGAGGAAGAUAUUUUCGAGGUUGAUCAGCCAAGGGACCUUUAUCUCUAUUGCUACUAUGGGGGAAUGAUAUGCAUUGGACAAAAGUGUUUUCGGAAAGCAUUGGAGCUUCUACACAAUGUUGUGACCGCUCCAAUGUCUACCAUCAACGCUAUAGCUGUUGAGGCUUACAAAAAAUAUAUAUUGGUCUCUCUUAUUCACCAUGGACAGCUUUCUACCAGUCUCCCCAAGUAUGCUUCAGGAGUUGCUCAGAGAAACUUGAAGAGCUUAUGUCUGUCAUAUAUCGAACUGGCAAAUAGUUAUAACAAUGGGAAAAUUGCAGACUUAGAGACUUAUGUUCAGGCAAACAUGGAGAAAUUUGGAAGUGACAACAAUCUAGGUUUGGUGAAGCAGGUUGUAUCAUCUAUAUACAAGCGAAACAUCCAGAGGUUGACCCAGACAUAUUUAACGCUCUCACUUCAGGACAUAGCUAACACGGUGCAACUGAAUAGCCCCAAGGAGGCAGAAAUGCAUGUCCUUCAAAUGAUCCAAGAUGGUGAGAUAUAUGCAACAAUCAACCAGAAGGAUGGGAUGGUUAGAUUCCUAGAGGAUCCUGAACUAUAUAAGACCUGUGAAAUGAUAGAGCAUAUUGACUUAUCGAUCCAAAGGUUGAUGACCCUCUCAAAGAAGCUGACUGUUAUGGAUGAACUCAUUUCAUGUGAUCCAUUGUAUCUAGGAAAAGCUGGGAGAGAGCGACAAAGGUUCGACUUUGAUGACUUUGACAGUGUUCCUCAGAGGUUUAAUAUUUGAGAGCGGUAAAUGACAACUAGAAAGAUGCUAGACAUACCAAUAUAUGUUCAAAUGGCUCUGAGUUGUUAAAGGAGGUGGCAAAUUUUCUUAAGUAGAUUUGUUCACUUAAUCUAUGGGAUGUGUUUUGCUCUUACAAGAGAUAUUAUUGAACAGAGUGAUGGAAGACUAGCUUUUGCACAUUACUUGAAUAGAUUCAAUUGAUUUCCAUAUAA